CGAAGGUACGUUUCGCUACAUUGCACCAUGCGGUAACAACCGAAAUGUGAAAACCGUUAGAACUUGAGUCUGCUGCUCCCUAAGGGUUUUCUUAUCAAAGUCGCAGCCAAUGGAUGGUGGAGAAGACUGAAACUGAAAGUUCACAUUCAUAAUUUCUCGUUUGUUAUGACAAGCUUUGUGACUUUCCGCUCACAUUUGCUAUUGCGAAAGAAAUGGAACAUUUCAUAUGUAGCGGACCAAAGAUUUAAAGGAAGAGGAUUAUUAUUAUCGUCACUUCUCAACAAAAAUCAUAACCACAUACAAUCAAAGAGGUUGUUGAGCGCCAAGCACUGUGUGUCAAAAACUUCUCAACCGUUGGUUUGUAAAUGUGACUGUUCAAGGAGGCACUCCACUAUAGCUGCUGUCAUGUCUAAACGGACAAGUUCUGCAAAAGGGAUAAAUUCUUCAAAAAAAGGUUUGUCAGGAAACAGAUCUGCGGACAAUAAGAAUUCAGAUCCUAUCGGUGAUGGUCCAACUCAUCAAGGUCAGAGAAGUGGAAAUAAGUCCAUGAAAGGCAAGAGUCAUCAGGCAUCUGGAGCUGCAAUAUCACAAGAAAAGGGAACGUCUCAAAGCAAGACACCCCGACGUAAACAUGCCAGUGGAAAACCCAAAAGUGGAAAGGAUACGGCCUGUACCAAUGCACCUGCCUUCCAGCAGCAACAAUUGACCAUGGAAGAAAUAGAAGCUGGGCUGAAGUCUGGACGCUUUAUACAGGGUGAAUUAAGAGUCAAUGCGAGGGAUUACAAACACUCUUACUUGUCUCAUCCGGAUGGGGGUUCAGAUGUGUUGAUCGAAGGUUUGGAACUGAGAAAACCUGCACUGUCUGGAGACUUGGUCGCAGUUGAAAUCAUCAAAGGCUUUGAGCAGGAAACAGAAAAACCAGACAGCAUAAAACAGCUGGAAUCUGUGUGUCAAGCCCUGGAUAUAAAUACAGACAAAUAUGUGGUGGCCAGCUCAUUGGCAGGAGAGGGCAGUGAUUCAGAAACACCAGAUGUGAUUAUUGAAGAGGAUCAGACUACCAUGAUAACCCCAGGGACACCCAAAGGCAGUGACGUGUCUGUGAAAGAUACAUCUGCUACAAGUAGCUCUCCCCAAAAGAAAGUUCACCGUAUGGGAAAGGUAGUGACAGUGCUUAAGAGGAAACAUAAUCGUAUCUGUUCGGGUCACAUAAAAAAAAACAAGACGGGUGACCGUGUGUUGUUUAGUCCAAAUGACAGCAGAGUGCCAAGGAUACUGGUAUCAAGAGAAAGUUGUCCUCAAGAUUUUCUUAAAAGGCCAGAUGACUACAAGAAUGUGUUGUAUGCUGCCAGAAUCCUUGACUGGCCUCCGGGCUCAAUGUUUGCUGAAGGAGUGUUGAUCCGUGAAAUUGGACAAGAUGGGCAAAUGGACACAAUGAUAGAAGCCACCCUCCUAGAAAAUAAUGUUGACACCUCAGACUUUUCUCCUAAUGAUCUGGGGAGCCUUACCGUAAAUGUUCCAUGGCAGAUCCCAAAAACUGAGAUCGCUAAACGCAGAGAUUUCCGGAGCAUGUGUGUGUUUACUAUUGACCCGUCCACAGCCAGGGACCUUGACGAUGCCCUUUCUAUAGAAGAACUUCCUGAUGGAACAUUUGAUGUUGGGGUUCACAUUGCUGAUGUCACCUACUUCCUGCAUGAGGAGACACCCUUAGAUGGUACAGCAGGAAAGAGGGCUACUAGUGUCUACCUGCCAAACAAGGUCAUUCCAAUGCUGCCACGUGUUCUCUGUGAAGAUCUCUGCAGUCUGAAUCCUGAUCAGGAUCGUUUGGCCUUCUCCGUUGUCUGGAAUAUAUCUGCCGAAGGACAGAUCUCUAAGGAAUGGUUUGGGAAAUCUGUGAUCCGGUCAUGUGUGAAGCUAAGCUACCAACAUGCUCAGGGGUUUAUAGAUGAUCCACAUAAGAACUGGACUGCCGAAGAACUUCCUCCAAUAUCUUCCCCUUUUAGUGUGGCUCAGAUAAAGGAAAAGGUCUUGGACUUAAACAAGGUAGCAGUAAAUCUGAGAAAGAAACGGAAGGAAGAUGGAGCUCUCAACUUAAACCAGGUGAAAUUGUCCUUUAACUUAGACGACAAAACAGGCAUGCCUAAUGGCUAUCAUACACACGAGCAACUGGACAGUAACAGGCUUGUGGAGGAAUUUAUGUUACUGGCUAACAUGGCUGUUGCUCAUAAGAUCAACAGAUGUCUGCCAGAACAGGCAAUGCUGCGGCGUCACCCUGAACCUAACUCAAGUAUGGCUCUUGAAUUGGAAAAGCAAAGCCAAAUCCUGGGGGUACCACUGGACUUCACAAAUUCAGGAUCACUACAGAAAAGCCUGGAUGAUAUCUGUAGAGAAGACUUGCAUUCAAGAGGAAAGUUACAGGUGCUAUUAGCGAUGUGCUCCAAACCAAUGCAGAUGGCUGUAUACUUCUGUAAUGGUUGUUUGAAGGACGAGAUGAUGUACAGACACUAUGCCCUCAGUGUUCCUCUCUACACACACUUCACCAGUCCAAUUCGCCGCUACGCUGACGUGUUGGUUCACAGGGCACUUUCAGCAGCUUUGGGUGAUACACAAAUGCAAUUGGGCAAAGACAAAAUACAAGAACUUGCUGACAAUUGUAAUGUGCGAAAGAAGGCCGCUAAAGUAGUGUCGGAUACAUGUGAAGAACUCUUCUUCUCUGCCUUUGUACAGGAGGUAGGUACAGUGGAGGGGGCUGCCAUGGUGUUAUCGGUCCUGGACCAUUGUGUGGACGUGUAUUUCCUGAACCUCGGGCUGACAAAGAGGGUCUACAUCGAUCAAUUACCUCUUAAGGUAGCAACAUAUGUGGAUGGGAAAUUGAUUCUAGUCUGGAAGAAAGUGGAAGGAGUGAAAGAAGAAAUGACUCAGUGUCUGUCCAUUUUCACAAAGAUUCACUGCUCCAUCACCAAAGGAAACUAUCCACUAACAUGGAUGGCAACGUUACAAAGACCUGAAGAAGAUGAUUCUGUCAAAUCUGAAUGAGUCAACAUGUUGUUAGUAUUUAUUGUCAGCUUUUACACUGUAAAAGUAUUUAUUGUCAGCUUUUACACUGUAAAAGUAUUUAUUGUCAGCUUUUACACUGUAAAAGUAUUUAUUGUCAGCUUUUACACUGUAAAAGGAGGAUUUCACAUAAGCCAUUAGCACCGCUGUCAUCUACAGGAUAGAUACUGACAGUUAUCCACAGGAAAAAAAGGGACGUUUUCAAUUAUUCUCUGCUCCUCAAUCUUUAACACCAAUGUUCUAUAAAAAACACCUUGGCGCAACUCAUGGGCUGUGAUGAAUUUUACUGUUAUUUCCCCACAUUUUACUCACUUAGCAAAAAGUGCAGUUGAGCUUAUUCCAUGGUGUGGCAACCAGUGUCUUUCCAUCGUCUACUGUUAACUUUUUAUAGUGUGUUAAAAUCUUUAAACCACUUGGCCAGUUAGAUGCUGGGAUGAAGAGUUACCAUGAUUGUUCAAAUAAUUACCUUGAUGUGGUUUACAGUUCACAGGGUCAAUUAUAUUACGUUUAUACUACAAUGAAUGACAAAAAGGUAUAUGGAAAUGUUAUUGACCGGUAAAAUGCUUUAACAAAAGGCUUCCAGAUUUAAUUCACAUAAAUGACCUUGACCUACUUUCAAGGUCACAGGGUAUAAAUAUGUUGAGAUCUUUAAACAGUUUCCCUUUAAUAACCGGUGAUGACAUUUCGCCAGUAUCAUGCCGGGAUGCAGGGAUUCUACCUUGACUUUUUUUCAAGGUCACAGAGGUUAAAUGUGUUAAAAUCUUUCAACAACUUCUCAAUAAUGUUAACCAACAUAUAAGGGGAAGAUAUUUAGCCAUUAGUAUGCAGGGUUGGAGGUCCAUCAAGUUCGUUCAAACUAAAUACAUGUACCUUGUUCCACAUUCAAGGUCACGGGAUCUAAAGCAAGUUUUUCUGAAUGGUCCAAGAGUCAUAAGUAUUGGGUCAGAAGCUUGAUGACGUUCAUUUAAAUAUAUGACUUUGUCCACUUUCAAGGUAACUUGUAACAGAAAUUGCCAGGUGGGCGAUGCAUGCCCUUUGGGCCUCUUGUGUUUGAAUUACAGUGAGUAGGAAUGCUAUUGCUGGGAGGUGGAAUUGUUGUAUGUCAGUCAGCUGACAAAUCUGUUUUCUUGGCAUAGUUAACAUUGUUAAAGGUAUAAAACUUUGAUGAUUGAAAAAUAAACCAUUCCUGUUAUGUCAAGUUCAGUAAACAAUUUUGAUGUUGAUAGGAAUGUUGUUUUUGUCAACAAUAAUGUACUUAAUCCUAAUGUGUACAUGUAUGUGGCUUGUAAAUCAUUUUUAAAAACUGAUGAAAUCUUGCUUUAAAAAACUUGUCAUAUAUAUAUCUAAUGAAAUUUUGUGACAAGAUGAAAUUGAAUUAAGUAGGAUUUUAAGCACACACUAUAAAAGUGAUAGAGGAUUCAUCUUGACUAUAGAAACAAGGAUGUUUAUACUGCGAGAACCUGAUGGUAGGAGGAAACGAGAUUUCCCAAACUUUGUACUAAAGUGGUACAGAAGGUACAAUCACCAAAACUGGUGUAUUGAAAUCCAGGAUCCAGAGACUAUAACAGAAUAACUGGAUUGUGGGAUUCAAGGAAAUGAAGUGGGCUUGUCAAGAUUGAAUAGCAUUCUUAUAUUGAUUGAAGGACUUGUGUCCUGAAACUGUUAAAAGUCAUAUUGAAUUGAACAAGUGUGAAGGUGGCAUUGUCCACUAAAUGUAUAGGUUUAUUGUUUCUUUAAUAUAAACAAAGCUAAAAUAAAAACAAAUUCAAUUUAAA
Messenger RNA from Mizuhopecten yessoensis (Yesso scallop), 4826 nucleotides. RefSeq names its product DIS3-like exonuclease 2. Gene Ontology annotation, molecular function: RNA binding; 3'-5'-RNA exonuclease activity. Lineage: Eukaryota; Metazoa; Mollusca; Bivalvia; Pectinida; Pectinidae. Gene Ontology annotation, cellular component: exosome (RNase complex); P-body. Gene Ontology annotation, biological process: miRNA catabolic process. The transcript has 24 exons. Bases 166 to 3033 code for a protein of 955 amino acids. The record is from RefSeq and is a predicted model, not a curated record.